Molecule: messenger RNA, 5145 nt
Organism: Podarcis raffonei (Aeolian wall lizard)
Lineage: Eukaryota; Metazoa; Chordata; Lepidosauria; Squamata; Lacertidae
Gene: EDRF1
Product: erythroid differentiation regulatory factor 1
Exons: 24
Coding region: 118-3771 (1217 amino acids)
Biological process (GO): positive regulation of DNA-templated transcription
Source: RefSeq, a predicted model, not a curated record
GCGCGGUAGCGUCGAGCUCUUUCCGGUUUUCUUCCUAGGUCGCCGGAAUCUCCUCUCAGGGAAGCCAGUGAACUUCCGGUUGUCACCGCGGUCACCGCUGCCGGAGGAGCGAAGCGAAUGGGGGACCCCCGGGGAGCAGGGGCCGAGUCGGGCCUAGCGGGGAAAAGCGACCCGGGGGCACCCGCGCCUGGCCCGGCGUCGCUGAAGGGGGAGCGAGAAGAGCCGAAUCAGGGUUCUGUGCUGUUUCUUGGGGGCAAUGAAGUGAAGAGCAGUGCUGUGGUAAAGUAUUCAUCUGCUCCACCACAAGCAGCAUUUGCCCGCCUUCAAGAGAAGACUGAUCUGAAACUUCCGCCAGCGAAUUGGUUACGCGAAAGUGCCAAACUGGGACCAGCAGGGGCAACUAUUCUUGGUAAUAGCAAGAAGGGCAAGCCAUUUUCAAGCUUUGGCAUGGCGUACGAUUUUAUUGACUCAAUUGGAAAUGAUGUCGAUGUUGUAUCUGAUUCUGAGAAUAUUAAAAAACUUCUUAAGAUACCAUACAGCAAGUCUCAUGUCAGUAUGGCAGUACACCGGAUUGGGAGAACUCUCUUACUAGAUGAUCUAGAUAUUCAAGAGCUCUUUAUGAGAUCAUCACAGACUGGAGAUUGGACAUGGUUAAAGGAAUUCUACCAGAGAUUAAUAGAUCAGAAGUGGCAACGAAAGAAGAAGAGCAAAGAACACUGGUACCAGAAAGCUAUACUUUCCAAAUUUUUAUACUACAGCAUCAAUGGUGAUGGAGCUGCUCAGCCUGUUCCUCCUGAAGAGCAACAUCAGGAAGAAACAACUGAAGAUCAAACUGCCGAAGCAGGACGGGUUUCUUGGCCAGCCCCUUUUGAAAUGCCUUCCUCACUUUCUGAAGAUGCAAGUGCUUCUAAUCAGGGUCUUAAAAAUGACUUUGUUCGGAACAUCUUGUGGACAUUUGAAGAUAUUCACAUGUUGGUUGGAUCAAAUAUGCCUAUAUUUGGAGGAGGAAGAUACCCAGCUGUGAGCUUGCGUCUCAGGGAUAACAAUAAACCAAUUAAUGUGCUAACUGGCAUUGACUAUUGGCUGGACAAUUUGAUCUGCAAUGUGCCAGAGCUUGUGAUGUGUUUCCAUGUUAAUGGAAUUGUUCAGAAAUACGAAAUGAUUAAGACAGAGGAUAUACCCAACUUGGAAAACUCAAAUUUCUCUACCAAAGUAAUAAAAGAUAUUGCUCAAAAUAUUUUAUCGUUUCUGAAAGCUAACUGUACCAAAGAAGGGCAUACUUACUGGCUGUUUAAAGCAAGUGGAAGUGAUAUCGUAAAGCUGUAUGACCUGACCACUCUCUGUGAAGAGACAGAAGAUAAAUACCAAAACCCCUUCACGAUGCCAGUGGCAAUUCUUCUUUACAAAGUUGCUUGCAAUAUGAUGUUGAAGAAAAACCAAAACAGGAAGCAUUAUGGUACUAUCAGAACAUUACUCCUUAACUGUGUGAAGUUGUUGGACAAGGGUAGACAUCCUCAGAUUAUUGCUUCAGCAAACUACAUGCUCUCAGAACUGUUCCAGCUUGAUGAGCCAAAAAAAGAAGAGGGCAGUGAGUUCCCCUUAAAUGGUAAUUCUGAUGAAAGCUACAGUGAGGAGGAAGAGGAAAUGCCUGAUAGUGAUGAAAAUGGUUCCUAUAGUACCAGCUCAGAUCCUCCUGAUGACAACAAAGCAGUUGCUGUAAUAAAAUCAGUUGGAGAACUGUCUGUACCUGAAAAAUACAAAUCUACUCAUCAAAUACGUCCUAGUUGUGCAUUUCCAGUUUGCCACGACACUGAAGAAAGGUGCAGACUAGUGCUCAACUAUGUUCUUGAGGGCUUAAAAUCUGUAGACAGCAGCAUCAAGAAGGAAAGUGAUCUUCCUGCUGCGGAUCCCAGCACUCCCAUUCCAUUAAAGUAUGAAGAUGAAUCAACAAGUGUUGGACCUGAGUGUCUUGAAAAGCAGAUGGCCUUGUUUUUAGACAAAAUGGGCUCAUUUCGGGAAGUUAAACAUUCUAGUCAGUCAGGAAUGAUCCCUGGAUCCUGGCAGUACAAAAUGAAGCUUCAGCUGAUCUUGAAAUCCUCAAAGGCUUACUAUGUUCUCUCUGAUGCUGCUGUGAGUCUUCAGAAAUAUGGGAGAGCAUUACGGUACAUAAAACUAGCUUUACAGUGCCAUGAUACAUAUUGCUGCCUCUGCACCAACAUGCUUUCUGAAGUACUCCUGUUUCUUUGUCAGAGUUUAACUCUUUGUGGCGAUAUCCAACUAAUGCUGGCCCAGAAUGCAAACAACAGAGCUGCAUAUCUUGAAGAGUAUAACUAUCAAACAAAAGAAGAUCAGGAAAUACUACAUAGUCUUCACAGAGAAUCCAGUUGCCAAGUAUUUUCUUGGGCUACUGACUUGUCUACAGAUUUGGAAUGCCAGCUUUCAAUUAGCUGCAAAUGCUAUGAGGCAGCUAAUGAAAUUUUGCUUUUUAGUAAUUUAAAAGGGCAGAAUCCAGAACAAUAUACACAAGUGCUGAAGAGAAUGGGUAACAUCAGAAAUGAAAUUGGAGUAUUUUACAUGAACCAAGCUGCUGCUUUACAGAGUGAAAGAGGGGAGAACAAAACUGUAUCUGCAGCAGAACAGCAACUUUGGAAGAAAAGCUUCUCUUGUUUCGAAAAAGGGAUUCAAAACUUUGAAUCCAUUGACGAUGCAACCAAUGCUGCUCUUCUCUUGUGUAAUAUGGGAAGAUUAAUGCGGAUUUGUGCUCAUGCUCACUGUGCUGCUGCAGUAGACUUCAAAAGAGAAUUUUCCCAUGAAGAGGCUCUUUAUUAUAAUAAGGCCGUUGACUACUAUCUGAAGGCCUUGAGGUCUCUGGGUGAAAGGGAAGUUCAUCCUGCUGUUUGGGAUUCUGUCAACUGGGAGCUGUCUACCACCUACUUUACUAUGGCAACUCUGCUGCAAGAUUAUGCUCCCUUAUCCAGAAAGGCUCAAGAACAGAUAGAAAAAGAAGUUAGCGAGUCAAUGAUGAAAUCCUUGAAAUAUUGCGAUGUUGACACAGUGUCUGCACGGCAGCCCCUUUGCCAGUACCGGGCAGCUACAGUUCACCACAGGCUGGCUUCCAUGUAUCACAGCUGUUUGAGAAACCAGGUUGGUGAUGAACAUCAGCGGAAACAGCAUAGAGUACUAGUAGAUCUUCAUUACAGUAAAGCUGUGAAGUUUUUUCACCUCCUGAAGGAUGUGCCAUGUGAGCUUCUUCGUGUACAGCUGGAAAGAGUAGCAUUUGCAGAAUUUCAGAUGGCAAGUCAAAAUAGCAGUGCUGGAAAACUAAAGACUUUGUCUGGGGCUUUGGAUAUAAUGGUAAAGACCCAGUCUGUGUUUCAGCUCAUCAGAAAGGAACUUGUUGCUGAAUUUGAACAGAGACUUGAGGAUAACAAAAGCAAUGUGGAAAGUGUGCCUGCUGAAGACUCAUCCACUAGCCUCAAUAAGGAGGAAAUUGUAAAACUCCUUGGUAUAUUUGAGUCUCGAUUGUCUUUCCUCCUUCUUCAGUCCAUCAAACUGCUUACAUCAACUAAAAGGAAAGUUGGCAACAUGAGAAUCAAGAGGAGGCAACAGUCACUGCCACCCAAUGGGCUGCUUGUUACGGAAGAAGGCAGACAGAGGUUGGUAUGGCAGUGCGCCAUUUGCCCUAGUGAACAAGAUUCCACUGCUAUUCUGUAUCACCAUCAUGACCAAGAACCAGCGAGAGAUAUUGUCCAUGAUUCUGAACUGGUCUAAGUACAACAGAAAAUAAAAUGGAGAGAGAAAUGCAAAGUUUACAGGGAGGGUUUCCCUGCUACCCGUCUUAACAUUUUGACAGCACACAGUAGGACUUUGUAGGUUGAUCUGAAUGCCUGGCAGUCUCAUAGGGGUGUAGUUGGUCCUUCAGAUAACAUGAUCUCAGAACUUUGAGGGCUUUAAAAGUUCAAAACUGAAACUUUAAAUGGACCUGGAAAUGAAACUGGCAAAAAGUACAGAAUUGGCUCCCACAAGCAUUAUUGCUGCUGCAUUCUGUACCAAUGGAAUUUUCUUAACUGAAAGGUAACCGCACAUGGAGAGCAUUAUUCUAAUUCAUUGUGGAUGUAACCAGUGCAUGAGUCACUAUGGCAAGGUCUCAUUUCACCAGAUAGAUUCCAGCCAAACUGAAGCUGUGGCCCCUAUUGCAAAAUCAAUUUAACUGGGUGACCAGUUCUGGCAUUGCAAGUGAGGAAAGGAAAAACCUCUACUAACUACUUUUACGGCAGUAGAACCUCUGAAGACUACUGUUCUUGGCAAUCUUGAGAUCACUUUAGGAAAAUAAUGUUUUUAACAAUUCUAGACUUUUGAAUUGUUUGUUUUUAAAUUGUGGAAGUGUUUGCCACCCUGGCCUUCUUCAAUAAAACAUACAAACGGUCUGAAUUCACAAGGUUAGGUGCCUAUGUUUUUCAAGGUAUAACCAGAACAUCAAGAAUAUUUUGUAACUUGUUUAUUGGAAUUGUGACUUGGAAAUCAUCCUUUCCCUCUUUCCAUGGAUGAUGCAAAACAUGAUUUAAACAGGAGCACACAAUGUGCUUGUAUAAACUGAGAUACUUGAUAUACAGAACGCUUGUCAGAAGCGACUAAUUUGAAAUGAACAUAUUCACAGCCUAUGAGCAAAUGUCCCAUUUAUAUGCUGUUAUUCACAGUAGCAGAGAACGUACAAUUAUGAAAAUCUGCAUAAGGUGUAAAGUACAUAGGAGGCAACCAAUACACCACCCCAAGUGUAUGGUGGAGUGUCUCUGGAAGUCUGCUUUUAGUCAAUGGGCAGAUUUCAUGUAAAGUGUCCAAUCAGCACGAGGGUUUUCACUCAUGCAAUUGAGCUUUCUCUUUUCUCUUUCCUCUGCCCCCCACCUGAAAUUGGCUCAGGGGCGUCAGAAGAAUUCCCAGAACAACACAUAGGGGAUUAGUCUGUCUGGCAGGUUGCAACGCUUGCACUGACCAUAACCCGACACUGAAAUCUACCCUGGAUUUCUGAAGGGAACUUAGGUGCAAUGAAAACUGCAUCUGGAUUAUAGCAACAUUGCUUACAUUAAAUAUGAGACUUAAUUAGAAGGCAACAAAACACCUAAUGCUUCAUUAUUACUAUUUCUAAAA